GAAGUGUCUGCAGUGUUUGAUCGUGUUUACAAACGCGCUUUCUUUGAUUUAUACGGUGUGUUAUCGGUGAAAUCGUUAGUGCUACAAUACAGUAUGUUUCCACUCCACGGCCGUAUCUACGCGGACUGCAAGCGCGAUUUGGUAUUGGAGUUGCUAGAAAAGUUAAAAUCCAAGAAGAAAAAUGAGCGAUCUGAGGCGCCAUGCGUACGUGUUGAAGAACGCUGCGAACCGUUGUUUCACUUCUUUCCCCGGGAAUCUGAACCGGAACCAUUUGGGAUGUUCUCGACGUGGAAAUGUCUGAAGACGAAGAAAAGCUCGAAGAAAUUGUGCCUAGCAGUGGUCUUUCGAAAAAAGGACCCGAUAGGGACGAACUCGAAGUGUGUGGGGCCCCGGACGAUUUGACCGACCUUCCAGAAGACGUUCAGCUAAACAUUUCGAAGAUUAAGGAGGCGCUACACUCAUGCGACGAGACGAAUAUUCGCACAGCUGACCUGUCCUUCAUGGUUUCUGCAAAACCAGAGACGGUCGCAGCUGUUUGUGAUGAACUCGAGACAGACGCUAUAGCUGACGCAAAAAUGCAGCUACUGUUGCGUUCAUUUUCAGAGUUGAAAUCGGAGAUGAGCCUCAUCAAUGGUGUCGUUUUCGUGAAGUGCGCACUCCUGCCUAAGGUUGCUAACUUGGAAGAAGGCACUGCAGCACGUUCUCUCAUAGAUUCAAUCACAGCCUUCGCACAAGGAAUGCCACAUGUGACAGUUGAAGGCCUUCUAGUCCCAUUGGUUUCUGCUGAGAGCAUGGGCAAGGCACAGACUGAUGUUGUACAGACACUUAUCAAAGAAGGAAUACCGAAAGACUAUGCUGCAAUGUGCUUGAGGAGAAUGCUGCAAGAGUCAAGGACCUGUAUUGAAACCAACGUCACCUUUGUUCACAUAUUAAUCCUCAAGAGGGGUCCACUGGAAAGUGUGUUCGCAGAACUAGUCAACUGGCUUGCUAGUGUCAAAGAUGAAAGAAGUACGGACAGCAAGUUUUCAAAGCUGCUAAUGGAUUUCGUCAGCUUUUAUGGCCCACAGAUGUCAUCUGCUUGUUUGGACAGCGUUGUGAAAGUUGUCAGUGCAAAUAGGACAUUGCUGAAGGAAGCCAAUCCAGAACAUGCUCACGAAACUUACUGCGUGAAUGCACACCUAAGAUAAGAUGCAUGCUGCUUAUCAUAGCACUGAUGUGACCUUGGCCAUGUUAUUGCACUAUGCACUGCAUUAUAUUAGCUGUUAUUUAUUUUAGAAAAUCUUUAUUUAUAUACAAAUGUAAUAAAAAGCAAAGACCUAUUGCGUACAA
Messenger RNA from Rhipicephalus microplus (southern cattle tick), 1329 nucleotides. RefSeq names its product Fanconi anemia group E protein-like. The record is from RefSeq and is a predicted model, not a curated record. Gene Ontology annotation, cellular component: Fanconi anaemia nuclear complex. Lineage: Eukaryota; Metazoa; Arthropoda; Arachnida; Ixodida; Ixodidae. Gene Ontology annotation, biological process: interstrand cross-link repair.